Molecule: messenger RNA, 948 nt
Organism: Alternaria alternata
Lineage: Eukaryota; Fungi; Ascomycota; Dothideomycetes; Pleosporales; Pleosporaceae
Exons: 2
Coding region: 1-948 (315 amino acids)
Source: RefSeq, a predicted model, not a curated record
AUGGCAUACGCGGCUGCUUUCUCGAUACCGGAACCUACACAAUAUACACCUACCAUGGAUGGAUGGAGUCCAGCUCCUACGGCAGCACCACAGCUUCCUCUUGAUCUUUCCAGGCGUCAACAAGGGAGUAAUACUUGUGGAUAUGUCUCUGCUUCUGGCAUCUCAGUGAGCGCAGUAACAUGUUCAAAUCCCACAGAUGUAUGCGCAACAAACGACUAUUUCGGCAUCCACGGCUGCUGUCAGUCUAGUCUGGGUACUUCCUGUACAAUAGCCACAGCAUGUAUUGCCUCGACAGCUAUGUCAGCAUCCUGCACAAACGACGCCUGCUCCUCCGACGCUGCGAUAGCAAAGUGCACUGCGAGCUCAGCACCAGCUUGCUACCAGUGGCAAUUCAUCUAUGAUAGGAUAGUCCUCACACAGUAUGGCUGUGCGGCCAGCGCCUUUACGAGUACCGCGUACCAUAGCCUGGGCAUGAGCAUACCGAGCAGUUCCGCAGCGAGGGAAACCGUUACCGCGACCGUCACCAAGGAAUCCAUCAGCACGCCGACUUCCUCCAGUUCAUCCUCGUCUUCCUCGUCCAGCUCGUCAAAACCCAGCUUAGGCGCCAUCGUCGGCGGCACAAUCGGCGCAUGUCUCUUUGUCUCCUUUAUCCUUUUCGUCGUCUUCCUUGCAUGGCGCCGUAGGAAAGAAGCAGCAAAGAAUAAUCCGCGCUCUGCUGGUGCUUUUCAUCGGACUAGCCAACAAACCAUGGUGGAGUAUAAUCCCAUGGGUUUCCCCUCUCCAGGCUUUUCGUCGUCAGGGUUGCCUUCACCGGGUACUCCGUAUGGCGAUGAUAGCAAGACCUGGCAACAACAUCUAUCGAGAAUGGGCAGGGGCAGGGAUCAAGUGGAUAUCGUGGAAGUCGACGGGACAUCUAGGGCGGUGGAGGCGCCUACGGCUGAAAAGUGA